AUGCGCUCAGGCAUCCUAUCAGUUAUUUGCCCAGUAACCAGCAAGGCCAUUACGCAGCCUUUCCGUACCUGCUGGGCCUCACAGACACCGUUCCUACGAAUACUCUCCCGCCCAGUAACAACCACCGCUACUGCAAUCCCUAGACCCCGAACCAGCCCCCCACCCUCUCGCUUUGUCAUUCACAAAAGACCCCUUACAAUGUCCUCCGACAAGAUCCCAGACCGCUACAAGCUCAUCUUCUACGUCCCGCAUUCCCAUCUCGAACCGUGCAAGGAAGCCGUCUUCGCGGCCGGUGCCGGCGUCUUCUCCGGAGGAAAAUACUCCAAGUGUUGCUUUCAGAUGCCUGGCCAGGGACAGUUCCAGCCGGGUGAUGGUGCGAAUCCGGCGAUUGGGUCUGUGGGCGCGCUGGAGUAUGUUGAGGAGAUGAAGGUUGAGGUUAUGUGUGUGGGAAGGUCGAUUAUGUUGAAUGCUGUGGAGGAGCUGGUCAAGGCGCAUCCGUAUGAGGAGGUUGCAUAUGAGGUUUAUAAGAUGGAAAAUGUUUAG
Messenger RNA from Aspergillus chevalieri, 543 nucleotides. RefSeq lists its product as uncharacterized. The record is from RefSeq and is a predicted model, not a curated record. Bases 1 to 543 code for a protein of 180 amino acids. Lineage: Eukaryota; Fungi; Ascomycota; Eurotiomycetes; Eurotiales; Aspergillaceae. The transcript has a single exon.